AUGACCAGUUUAGCUUCUGACCAUGCUGGCCAUUUUAUGGAACUCGAUCAAAUCACUGAAAAGUAGUGAAUGGUUUUCUCUUACAGAAUGUCUGAACAGAAACAAAUUCCUGAGCGUAUUCUGCAGAGCUCAUUUGAUCAGUUAUUCCCUUCUAACUGGUCCGGAUUACAGACAGAAGUGCCACCAGGUGAAAUGAAAGAGACUGGCGAGGAACAUGGGAAUAAACCCCGCUGGGCAGUUCUCUUGAUAUUCAUGGUGAUAAUACCGACAAUUGGUGGAAACAUCCUUGUCAUUCUGGCUGUUUCACUGGAGAAAAAGCUGCAGAAUGCCACCAAUUAUUUUCUCAUGUCUCUGGCAGUGGCUGACUUGCUGGUUGGAUUGUUUGUGAUGCCGAUUGCCCUCAUGACAAUAAUGUUUGAAGUGAUGUGGCCCCUCCCAUUUGUUCUAUGCCCCGCCUGGUUAUUUCUUGAUGUUCUUUUUUCUACUGCAUCCAUCAUGCAUCUCUGUGCCAUUUCGGUGGAUCGAUUCAUAGCCAUCAAAAAGCCAAUCCAGGCUAAUCAAUGUAACUCACGAGCUAAAGCACUCAUCAAGAUUACAGUGGUGUGGUUAAUUUCAAUAGGCAUUGCUACUCCAGUCCCUAUUAUCGGGAUAGAGAAGAAUGCGGAAAACCCAAAUAACAUCACUUGUAGGAUGACAAAGGACCGUUUUGGCCAUUUCAUGCUCUUCGGCUCACUGGCCUCCUUCUUUGCCCCUCUGGCGAUCAUGAUCGUCACCUACGUUCUAACUAUCCGUGCUUUACGGAAGAAAGCUUACUUGGUGAAAAACAAACCACCUCAACGCCUAACGUGGUCCACGGUGUCCACAGUUUUUCAAAAGGAAGAAAAAUCCUGCGCGUCACCUGAAAAGGUGGCUAUUCUGGAUGGUUCUGGCAAAAACAGAACUCUGCCCAAUUCAAGUGACAAAACCCUUAUGCGGAGAAUGUCGACAGCUGGAAGAAAGUCGGCGCAGACCCUUUCCAAUGAACAAAGAGCAUCGAAGGUUCUAGGGAUUGUGUUUUCCCUCUUCUUGCUGAUGUGGUGUCCUUUUUUCAUUACAAAUGUAACGUCAGCUGUGUGUGAUUCCUGUAACCAGACAACUCUCGAUAUGCUUCUGGAAAUCUUUGUGUGGAUAGGCUAUGUUUCCUCGGGAGUGAAUCCUCUGGUCUACACCCUCUUCAACAAGACAUUUCGGGAUGCAUUUGGCCGGUACAUCACCUGCAAUUACCAGGCUACAAAAUCGGCAAGAACUCUCCGCAAAGGCUCCAGCAAUGCCUACUUCCAGAGCUCCCUAGCGGAGAACUCCAUUCUCAUGGCACAGGGCAUGAGGAAUGGGCUCAGUCCUGCCAGGUACCAGAGCCCAGUCAGGCUCCAAAAUUCAAAAGUUCAGUCUUCAUCAAUCGUUCUACUAGACACACUUCUCCUAACUGAAAAUGAAGGUGACAAAACCGAAGAUCAAGCCAGUUACGUAUAA
Messenger RNA from Sorex araneus (European shrew), 1509 nucleotides. It is a transcript of the gene HTR2B, whose product is annotated as 5-hydroxytryptamine receptor 2B. The record is from RefSeq and is a predicted model, not a curated record. Bases 70 to 1509 code for a protein of 479 amino acids. Gene Ontology annotation, molecular function: G protein-coupled serotonin receptor activity; neurotransmitter receptor activity. Lineage: Eukaryota; Metazoa; Chordata; Mammalia; Eulipotyphla; Soricidae. Gene Ontology annotation, cellular component: dendrite; plasma membrane. The transcript has 3 exons. Gene Ontology annotation, biological process: G protein-coupled receptor signaling pathway, coupled to cyclic nucleotide second messenger; vasoconstriction; regulation of behavior.